CUACUCCAAAACCCGCCAAAUUCGAGUCUUCUUGGCGCCAAUGAGUCCUCCUCGAUAUAAGGGGACGUACCCGGGGUAGCUGCGCGCGUAAACACAAGGCGGCGGCAGGGGCGGAGCAGCUAAUUAUGUCUCAUUCUGUCGACACGUUAGGGUUUCGUCCUCCACAGUUCUCCGAGGAUUUAGCUUGGCUUCCUGGUUGGCUUCAGCAGCACCAGAAAGAACAAUUGGAUGAAUGCACCAACGAACCUAAGGGUACCAACUUAGAGCUAGCGUCCAAGGAUUUGAGAAUUUUUCAAGGAAACACUAGUGAAGGAAAAGAUGCUAAUACAUUUUCACACGAGGAAGUUGCGUACAAAAGCUGUCAUUUAUUCUUAUCUGGGGAAGACAAUUCUGCAGUUAGCUUUGCUUCAUCUCCUGGAAAUGUACUUCAUUUCCAUCUUCAUCUUUCAUCAAAUGGAUAUUCACAAUGUAGCCCACUUCAACCUUUGGAUGCUUCUCAAAAUCAUCUUGAAUCCAAUACAGUUCUCUCCGUGCAACUAAAUAACACCUCAGUGGGUUCCGAACUGAAGAGCUGCUCCAAAAUUGGCAUAAAUGUUGGUGGGAUAAAUUCUUUACCUCCAAAGUCCAUUGAAAAACCCAGGGAGGAUACUGUUCCACCCUGCCCCUCCAAUAACAAGAAAUCAGCAAGUCAUUCUGAUGAAAAGCUUGAUACCAGGUACCUGAAAGCAGCUGACAUCUCUGAUGCAGUUGAACUCUCCAUUGCAGCAUCUGAAGCAUUGGUUAUAAAUGAAAUAAUGGGGAGUGGGUUGCCUUCGGACGUAUUGCCAACAGCAGUGGUACUGGAAGCAGCCCUUCAAGUAAAGAAAGCAAGAUUGGAGUGGCUAGAUGAUUCCUCGGAUGGCCCAGCUGAGGAAACUGAAAAUUGUGAUUCUCUCUCAGAUUUGGAUGAUUUCACCAUGGCUGAUGUAUAUAAAGAUGUAGGGCUGUCUCAGAGCAUACCUUCUGAUGAGUGUGCAUGUGAUUCAGCUAUUUCUCAAGUGAAAGAGACCCCUCUCUCUGGAAUUCUGCAUGAGUGUGUAAAUCUAUCUGAUUCUUCAGAGUUCAGGGCUCAAUGUGUCAAGUUUGAUGAUAUCCUUAUGCAAAAAGAACUAGGACAGAAUUUGGUUAUGGAUCUCAAAUCAAGAGGGAACUUCCCUCCAGAAUCCGUCAACUAUGAGAGGAAACAGUUUCAUGAUAAGCUUGUUCUGGGUUCAAAUAUCAGUGUGGCCAGAUAUGAUCCUUCAGCUCUAAAAAAUUCAGAUGGUUUUAUCAUGAAGCAGACAGUUGGCGCUAUGGUGGAUGUAGCAUCAUUUCAGCCUCAAAAUAAUGUAAACUUCCGCCCACAAGCUUGGAAUUCAGGGAACUCUAGUGAGAAACGUUUCCUUUUCCAUGCGCCUCCUUUUUCCCUACUCUUGAUUAGGCAUAUGUGUGUAUUCUUUAUUUCUUGCUAUUUAUUUAUCUUCUUAUUAAGCUUUCUAUGUCCCGUAGAGGGAGAAGAUACAGUAAGUUACUUAGCUUCGAACAGAUUCAGGAGCCGGUGGUUAGGGGGUUGGACAGGCCAGGAUGCAUCUGCUACUCCAGAAUUGAAACAGAAUACUAAAAGUGUGAUGAAGUGUUUUGCUGGUGAGACGAGUUUUUUCUCAGAAUCGGCAGAUAUUGCUCCAGACGUAAACUCUUUUGUGCAAGUGCAUGACACCAAGUUUUAUAGAACAUCACAGUCAAGCAUAGCCUUUUCUGGUUUACAUGACGAAGAUAACAAUGGGAUAAUGCUCUCUCAAGAUGUGGUGACAUCUUCUAGCCUAUCUUCAGUAGAUCCUCUUUGUUCUGUUGUCCCGUGCAGUAUUUCUUCAGAAAAUGCUAGUCUUACAUUAGCUCACAAUCAGAAGGAUAAGGAAAAUCAUAAUGAAGAAUGCUUCAGACCCACACAGCAACUUGCGGUGGAGAAUUCACACAAAUCGUCAAAUCCAAUUAUUAAAUUUCCCCAUGAGGACGGGCCAUCUAUGCCCACAAUUAAUGGUGAGCAGUUCUCCAGUCACAGUUCGAAGGCAAAUGAUUUCACUCAGGACAUAUAGUACGCUUCUCCCAAACCUUGUUUCCAUUUUCGAUGGAGGAAGCUUCUAUCGUGAUCGGUCAUUUGAACUAGAACUCGAUCAGAGGCUGAAUCCCUUGAAUAAGGAUGUGCCCUUGCGAUAUAUCUUCUGAUAAAAGGAGUUAUAAAGAGUCGCUUCCUU
Molecule: messenger RNA, 2270 nt
Organism: Pyrus x bretschneideri (Chinese white pear)
Lineage: Eukaryota; Viridiplantae; Streptophyta; Magnoliopsida; Rosales; Rosaceae
Exons: 6
Coding region: 126-2111 (661 amino acids)
Biological process (GO): DNA damage checkpoint signaling; positive regulation of transcription by RNA polymerase II
Cellular component (GO): nucleus
Molecular function (GO): histone binding
Source: RefSeq, a predicted model, not a curated record